Molecule: messenger RNA, 2970 nt
Organism: Penicillium cinerascens
Lineage: Eukaryota; Fungi; Ascomycota; Eurotiomycetes; Eurotiales; Aspergillaceae
Exons: 3
Coding region: 1-2970 (989 amino acids)
Biological process (GO): nucleolar large rRNA transcription by RNA polymerase I
Cellular component (GO): RNA polymerase I core factor complex
Molecular function (GO): RNA polymerase I general transcription initiation factor binding; RNA polymerase I transcription regulatory region sequence-specific DNA binding
Source: RefSeq, a predicted model, not a curated record
AUGGAUGAACAUCCUGACAGUGCUCUACACUAUGGGCACGUGGGACGAGCUGUCUAUCUCCCGGAGACCAAGACAUGGAAUUUCGCCCGCUCUUUCGCCCGCUGUACCCCGAUCUCAUAUACUGGAGUGACAAAGAAUACGAUACCGUCGGCUGGUAAUACUGCUGAACUGCAACCGCCGCAUAAAAUCUCUCGACGAGCGGACGACAAACUGAUUCCAAGUGCGCACCCCGACUUUGCUUCACAAUGGUCUACUAUCAACGACGAUGCCUACUCCAAGGUUAUUACGAAUGCAGCCGAACUCUGUGACCCCCAAAUCUCGACCCUUUUUGACUUGGGCUAUGCGCUGGACCAUGCGAGUGAUGAUUCAACGAGUAUUCCGGGCCCGGUGGCCAUCGCAGCCGUAGUGACUGGCACAAGUCGUGAUACGAUCUCGUUUCGAAUGAUGAAGGAUGAUGUUGCAGAGAUAGAUCAUAAGGGUUUCUCGUUGCAUGUACCAUCCAUUGGCGAUGCGGAAACAACCGAAUGGUCACAACGGGGAGCCCCCAUCCAGCAAAUCUGUUUUGCGCGGCCCGUGGAAAAGAAGACCGCUUGGAUGGCUGCUCGUUUGAAGACAUCGAUCAUGAUCUUUCGACCCAUUUUUCAGCGGGAGCCCGUACCUGCGCACGUCAAUGACACUGAUACAGAGGCUUUCUCUUUUCCCUACCGAAACUCCCGACUUGAUGCAAAUCCCGUGAUGGAGUUGUCGGAAAAGAUCACGGGAGGAUUCACCUUGGCUGACGUGACUUUCAACCCGUGGUACUCGCGACAAUUCGGCGUUGUCGAUAUCAUGGGCAACUGGUCCGUUUGGGAGAUCACGGGCCGACAAAGGAAGCAUGGAUCCACCUACGCUGCUAGGAAAGUUUCGAUGGCCUCGCUACCAUCAACGGAUGAAAAGCCUCAGUUUGAGCGCCCGAGACAUGACGGCUGGAUGUCGAUUGAGUGGGUUGCUGAUUUCUCGACCGUAGUGGUUUCUGAUCGUCGUUGUACCGUGCUCUACCAGAUAGUUGGCGAGGAUGUUAGAUCCAGCUUCGUCGAAAUGGGUAUGGAAAAGCAAUCCGAGUGGGUUUUGGACCUGCAACGAAGCAUCCAGAAUCCUUCCCACUUUUUUAUUCUUACAACAUCUCGACUGCUCUGGUUUGAUGUCACAACAGCGCCGCUAAAUCCAAAUGGCACGAGGCCACCUCUACGUCCUCGUAUAACCUGGCGUCAUUUUCGAGACCAUGAGGAUACGACAUUACGUAUCAGCGACCUCAUGGUUAAUCGCGAUAUGUAUAUAAUUCUAUACUCGCGACUCACCGAUCUUGUCCAAGGGUUUCCAUGUCCCCUUUUCGCAGGCGCAGAGACAGAGUCUGUCUCGGUACCCGAUCCAUUCAUUCUCAAGGUUCCCAAGAAUCCCAGGGCAGAGGAUGUUUCGUCUCCCGAGAAUAUGUCCACACAUUACUCGAAAUUCGUGUUUCGACAAGUUCACCACACUCCUGCACGCGUGACGAAGAUGCGCUAUAAUCCCAAUAUGACGCUGAUCAAACUCUUCUGGGCUGAUCUAUCCCUGGCCGUUCACGAAACACUGCUCGAAGGCCCAGACAAACACCAGGGAUGGGACGAAGAGGAUGUCCCUUUCGAAAGUGGCAGUAUUUUGCAGGCGAAAAACCAUUCCACACAUAAGAAGGAGAGGAAGGUCGUCGACGACGAGAUCAAUGAUGAGGAGUUUGUUGUGGAUGACUGGGAUGAAUCGACAGUUUCACGCCUCACUCUUCGUCAAGCAGCCCCCAAGGUUUCUGUCAUAAAGCCGUCGCACAAUAGGGACCAAGAUCUCCAAUGGACUAUAGAUUGGACGUCCGUUUACGCCCGUGCAGUGGCAAAUUUGACAGCCCUUACUAAACCACGGGACCCGGAAGGGACUCAAUUGACCUUGAACCAUAUCAUUGAAACCCUGGAAAAGGACCCGGAGGGGGCGUCGGAUGAUUUCUAUGCAAGCGAAACGAUGCUGGAAAUCAGCGGCGAUCGGCCGUUGUUAAACGAUAUUGACGAGGGAGCAGACGAUCUAGCCCGUCUCAUUUCCACUGUUUUGCUGGAGAGCUCCGAUACACAAGCUCGAUGGCGAUACAUGAUCUUGCCUUUGCGGUUUUCCAAUCUGUUCCUCGGCCUAGAGAGCAUUUCGCCGGAGCCGCGGUUGGAUUUCCUGGAAACCUACAGCCAGUUGGUUGACGAGUGGGUUGCCCUGCUCCCCCAUGGCGAAGAAGGCAUACCCGAUUCUACACGAGUGUUGAAAGAGAGAUCUGUUCGAGGCAUUGCUCUUGACCUUCUUUUCGCUCGCCUCAUUCGGAUUUCAAACGUACCCAAUACAGAGAGACAGUCCCGCGAAGCUGAGUCAACCGAUGCGCAACAGAGUCAAAAGGAGCCCGUGCCAUCGUCACAGCAUUCUCGUCAACAAUUGUCAUCUUCACAGGUGACCACCUCUCAAAGAUCGGGUGCAAAAGAUAAGCCCGCAGAAGCCCCCGCCACAAACUACAGCACUCUCUCCGCAUAUACAGUCUUCAAGGAGCCCCGUCCGAUGCCUCAAAACGUAGGAAACUUGUUAUCCCAUUGGCAGAUGGGCGUUGACCCGGCCACCUAUGAAUGGCAGAAGACCUCGCGGCUGCUCGACGAAGAAGGGAACCGGACGGGGUCGAGGACCCCCAGGCACCGGGUGCGCAAGAAGAGAUCGCAGCUUACACCUGCACCGGAAGCCUCAUCCCUGCCGCCGCCUCCGGUCGCACCCAUGAUUCGAAGCUGGGGCAGUCAACCCGACCAGCCGCUGAUGCCCAUCCCAAGCAGCCAACCCACGGUGGACGAGGUGCCGAUGACCCAGGUAGAACGAGGGCAAUUUGGAGCACGGGAAGCCAAGAAGAGCAGCAAGGGCAAGAAAAAGAGACGCGCCGCUGGGUUCUAG